Messenger RNA from Toxoplasma gondii ME49, 1876 nucleotides. RefSeq names its product phosphoglycerate kinase PGKI (gene PGKI). The coding region runs from base 118 to 1371 and encodes 417 amino acids. NCBI's taxonomy places the organism in Eukaryota, Apicomplexa, Conoidasida, Eucoccidiorida, Sarcocystidae. The record is from RefSeq and is a predicted model, not a curated record. Gene Ontology annotation, biological process: gluconeogenesis; glycolytic process. Gene Ontology annotation, cellular component: cytosol. The transcript has 4 exons. Gene Ontology annotation, molecular function: phosphoglycerate kinase activity; ATP binding; ADP binding.
CAGCAUCCAUAUAAAUUUUCCGCUGUCACUCCUGCAUCCCUUGUUGAAAUAAGUCAGUUUCUGGGAUUCCCCGAAGGACACGCAAUCUUCUGCGUCUUCGUCUCCCUUUUUUUCAAAAUGCUGGCAAACAAGCUCGGAAUUCAAGAUGUGGGUGCCCAGCUCACGGGGAAGUCCGUGUUGAUCCGCGUGGACUUCAACGUCCCGAUGAAGGACGGCGUUGUCCAGGAUGCUACUCGCAUCAAGGCCACGCUGCCGACCCUGGAGUACGCGCUGAGCAAGAACCCCCGAUGCCUCGUGCUCCUGUCCCACGCCGGUCGCCCCGAUGGCCGCGUUCAGAUGAAGUACACCCUGAAGCCUGUGGCCGCCGCUCUCCAGGAGUUCCUCCCUAAGAAGGUCACCUUCGUCGAGGACUGCGUCGGCCCCAAGGCCGAGGAGGCCGUCCAGGCGGCGAAGAACGGCGAAAUCCUGGUCAUGGAAAACGUGCGCUUCCACAUCGAAGAGGAAGGCAAGGGCGUCGACGAACAGGGCAACAAAAUCAAGGCUAGCCCUGAGGCGAUUGCCAAAUUCAAGGCAGACCUCACCAAGCUGGGUGACAUCUACAUCAACGACGCGUUCGGGACCGCCCACCGUGCGCAUGCAUCGAUGGUCGGAAUUGAGGUGCCUGUCCGCGCGGCGGGUCUCCUGAUGAAGAAGGAACUUGACUACUUCUCCAAGGCUCUGGAGUGCCCCGAGAAGCCCUUCCUGGCUAUUCUGGGAGGCGCCAAGGUUCGCGACAAGAUCCAGCUCAUCGAGAACAUGCUCGACCGUGUGCAGAUGAUGAUCGUUGCCGGCGGUAUGGCGUUCACCUUCAAGAAAGUCCUCGACAACAUGCCCAUUGGCGACAGUCUGUUUGAUGAGGAGGGUGCAAAGAUUGUUCCGGACAUCAUGGCGAAGGCGAAGGCAAAGGGCGUUGAAAUGCUCUUCUCCUGCGACUUCUUGUGCGCCGACAAAUUCGACAACAACGCAAACACUCAGAUUUGCGAAGACAAGACCGGCAUCCCCGACGGAUGGAUGGGCGUCGACAUUGGCCCCAAGACCGUUGAGAAGGCCACCGAGAUGAUCCUCCGCGCGAAGACCCUCGUGUGGAACGGCCCCCCUGGCGUGUUCGAGAUGUCGAACUUCGCCAAGGGCAGCAUCGCGUUCUGCGGAGCUGUCGCAAAGGCGACGGAGAAGGGAUGCAUCACCAUUGUCGGCGGUGGUGACACAGCCGCUUUGGUUGAGAGGGAGGGCUACGCCUCGAAGGUCAGCCAUGUCUCCACCGGUGGUGGUGCCUCUCUCGAGCUCCUCGAAGGCAAAACUCUUCCUGGUGUCGCGGCUCUGUCCAACAAAUGAAGCAGUCGCAGGAGUUCGUGAACCUCACCGCGGUUCCCUGCUUGUGAGACAUUCUCAGUUUUGAUACCGCAUAUUGUACAGUGCAUUCGCGUGGAGACGCGUAGAGACGCGUCGUGGGUGGAAACGCCCCGGAAGUGGCUUGCAUAACGUGACGAGCUACCGGGGACUCCGUCUUCACCGCGCACACUGUGUUUUCCAGUGCAUGGUUGCAUUCCUUUCAUAAGAAAAAACAAGUGCUCGGUGUCAUUCGUGGACCUGUGUUCUUUCCUGGGUACUAGGGAACCGUCGCUUCUUCAGAAAUUUUGCCGAGGGUGCCGCAGGAAAGCGUGUACUGUCAACGCGCUUCGGGACCAGAGGCUCUGACACAAAAUCAGACACCGUUUCUGCGCGUCCUGACAACUUCCACACCGCGACGAACCGCUGUGCCCGAACGCCACUGUGCCGCUCCACGGCAGCCAAAUGGUACAAACGCUUUUACUGGACGCGUCACACGGAAAAUCGCGAC